This is a messenger RNA of Cherax quadricarinatus, 2142 nucleotides long. RefSeq names its product E3 ubiquitin-protein ligase BRE1A. NCBI's taxonomy places the organism in Eukaryota, Metazoa, Arthropoda, Malacostraca, Decapoda, Parastacidae. The record is from RefSeq and is a predicted model, not a curated record.
UAACAGCGUCCAUCGUUACCUGUAACUACCAUCGCUCUUUUCAUCGCUUCUGAUAUCAUCAAAGAAAUGCUUCUAACAUCAACAAUCAAAUCAUACAUUUGCUUAAAUAUACGAUUAUGAAUUUGUUAUACUAUUUCAUAGUUGUAAUACUAACGAGUAGCGUCCUGCGUGGCGGCCCUGGUGGACGCCGUCUUGGUAAACAAGACGGUGUUGGUGUACAAGCGCUAGUUGUCGGACACCCUCUUGUCGUCGGACACGAGGGUGUGGAUGUCGCGGAGAGAGCAGGUGGACUCCGUCGUGUUCCAGGUGACCACCAGAGAGAUGGUCUUCUCCAGCCAGCUGUUGGAUACCCUCAUGUAUAUCACAGCUACUACGAGGAUGAUCAUCUGUCAGACGAUGAUCUGUCAGACGAUGAUCUGUCAGACGAUGACUUCUGGGACGACUUCUGGGGUGACCUCUUCUCAGACGACGACUCAGACAUGUCGGACUCAGACAUGUCGGACUCAGACAUGUCGGACUCAGACGAUGACGACGACGGCUUCUACGAUUACUACCGUCACCAAACUCUCUGGGAUCCUCCCGUCACCUAUCGUGACGGGAGGCAGGGAGCCGGGAGUGGACAGGUCCUAGCCAAGGUGGACAAAGGCUCUCUUACUGCCAGUGACGAAGCUCUGGAGGCAGAGAGCCAGGCUCAGGAGAGGCUGCCAGACUCCAGUGUGCUGGUCAACGAGGCUCAGAUAAGAUCUUCCAUGGAAGAAAAAGAACAGAGGGAAGCUCUGGUAAGAUCCUUGAAAGAAGAAAGAGAGCCGAAGGAGGCUCAGAAAAGAUCCUUUGAGGAGGAAAAACAGCAGAAUAAAGCUUUCUUACGAUCCUUGAGGGAGGAGAAGGAGACUCAGCAAGGAAGAUCCUUGGAGGAGAAAGAGGAGAGGGAUGCUCUGCUAAGAUCCUUGAAGAAGGAAAAAGAGGAGAAGGAGGCUUUGCAAAGAUCCUUGAAGGAGAUAGAAGACCAGAAGGCGGCUCUGGAAAAUGCCUUGUUGUUAGAAAAAGGGCGUAGGCAGGAGGUGGAAGAUAAGGUGGAAGACUUAACGGUGUAUACUCAGAGACUAGAAGACAACAGGAAGUUGGUCAAAAAUGUCCUGGAGGCCAGAGACCUAAAUAUUCAACAACUCCAGAAGAAUAUUGGGCUGUUGAAAAAUAUGGUAAAAGAUGGCGAAGCCUGCCACAAUUUCCUGCCAUUGUUGGAGCAGGAAUUGUCUCAGUGCAAAGGUGAAAAAGAAUCAAAUAUCAAAACGCUUGACAGCAUAAAAAUUGAGUUGUUGGACCUCCAGAAUAUCUUCCUGGAGCUUGGAGUGGAGGUUGAUUCUCUCAACCAAGUGCUGGAAGAGAAGGACAAAGAGUUGAAGGCCAUGUCAGAGGACUGUUGUGACGAAGACGUAGAUGUGUUACGAGCGGAACAUGGUUUACUGAAGCAUUAUCUGAGCCAAGCAAAUGUACAACUGGGCACGGAAUCUCUUGAAAUCAAACGUUUGAGAGGAGAGGUCGAAAAAUAUUACAAACUUCAAGUGAAGUUCAAGGAAGAGAAUGAAGGCCUCGUGAAUGACAUUAAGAUUGCUGAGCGGGAAAAAGAGGCCUUAAAUAAAGCAAUAGAAGCUCAAGAGAAACAAAUCCACCAGUUCAGAGCUUCGUUACAAAGGGAGAAAAAUGACCACUUAAGCACCAGGUUUAAACUUAAGUUAAUGACCCACGUGGAGAGAGAGAAACGGAGAAAAUUGUUAGACCACUGGAUGUUUCACCCCAUCACUCUAUAUAUAUCAGGUGGUGUCUUAAUUUUGCUGCGCUUGGUGAUCCCCUUACUUCAAGACUGGUACCUGUCUCUUUGUAGGUUAUACCUCAGUUAUAUCUGAGGAAGAACUUCACCCUACUGCUGGGGUGUUAGGUACAAGAUUUCACCCUACUGCUGGGGUGUUAGAUACAAGACUUCACGCUACUGCUGGGGUGCUAGGUACAAGACUCACCCUACUGCUGGGGUGUUAGGUACAAGACUCACCCUACUGCUGGGGUGUUAGGUACAAGACUCACCCUGUGCUACUGGGGUGUAGCUACAACAUGACUCACUUCCUGCUACUUGGGUGUAAUUUUUUU